AUGCCUAGGUCAAAUUCGGUUUUGAAUUGCUGUAAACCACCCAAACUUUACAAUGACACGCAAACGGCUGUGGAACCACAAAGAAAUGACGAACACACCAGAAAAAGUGUCAAGCAUUCAAAAGUUACAGUGCAGAAGAUCCUCCUCCUAGGCACUGGCGAAAGUGGUAAAAGUACUUUUCUCAAGCAGAUUCGUAUUAUUACGGGUAAAUCCUUUACGGAUACGGAGAUGGGAGCUUUCAAGUCGCUUAUCUAUGAUAAUAUAUAUACUGGUGUAUUAUACUUGCUUCAGGCUCGUAGUACUCUUGGUAUCGCUUGGACAGGGAGUGGAGGUAAGGCCGCUGUGGCUGCAAAGCAACUUGAGGAACACUUUCGCCGAAAUCAAGCGCUGCGCCGCGAGCACAGUCUCCGCUGUAACGGGGUGUUUCCCUGGUCAGAGAAGGAGUUUCUUGAGCUCGCACCUCUCUUUCACGCCAUUUGGUCCGAUUCCAGUAUUCACACCGUCUUCAAUCAACGAAACCGUUUCAUCACAGAAGGCUUUAGCGAAAAUACGCGCUAUUACCUCAAUCGUCUGCAACGGAUUGCCACUCCGGACUACAUCCCUACACACGAGGAUAUAGUCUGGUCACGCCGCCCUACAGAUUCUAUUAUUGAAGAGGAAAUCAUGGUUCAUGGAACACCCUUCGUCUUCAUCGAUGUGGGUGGGCAGACGAAAGAGCGUCGGAAGUGGUGCCAGACCUUUACUGAUAUGGUAGCCAUCCUCUUUCUUGUGGGCUCUUCCCACUACGACGAGCUCUACAUCGAUCGAGUGACCGGCGAGUGUCGAAACAAACUCCGAGAGGCGAUGACUGUUUUCGAGGGUCUCAUCAACUAUGACGCCUUCCGUCGAGUCUCCAUAAUCAUCUUCUUCAACAAGAGCGACCUACUCAAGGAGAAGAUUGAGGCUCAUAUUUCCGGGAUCCGUGCACAUUUUCCAGAGUUUCCUAAUGAUGAAGACGAGUUUAAUCUCGUUGCGGUGCAAAAGUUCCUUGUGGAAUCCUUCGCUUCUUUGAUAGAUCCUGUUGUGUAUUCAUCCGGCACGGAAUCAACUUAUACAUCUUCAGGAUCCCGACAUAACCGAUCGCAUUGGUUUCGAAUAAGGAGUUCGAAACUGCGGAGAGAAAUGGGUUUGAGUGUUUCUCUCAACUCCACGUCCUCACGACGAAGAGUUCUUUCAAAUGUGGUUCCCAGAAGGAGAAAUAUUUAUCGGCACUUUACAACGGCUGUUGAUAAGAAGAACAUUGAAAUGGUUUUUAAUGCAAUGCAAGAUACCAUUCUUCAAAAUAACCUGCGACGCCUGAUGCUAAGCUAA
Messenger RNA from Hydatigera taeniaeformis, 1350 nucleotides. Lineage: Eukaryota; Metazoa; Platyhelminthes; Cestoda; Cyclophyllidea; Taeniidae. The record is from the annotation of a GenBank genome assembly.